Molecule: messenger RNA, 6096 nt
Organism: Psilocybe cubensis
Lineage: Eukaryota; Fungi; Basidiomycota; Agaricomycetes; Agaricales; Agrocybaceae
Exons: 31
Coding region: 1-6096 (2031 amino acids)
Biological process (GO): maturation of SSU-rRNA from tricistronic rRNA transcript (SSU-rRNA, 5.8S rRNA, LSU-rRNA); positive regulation of transcription by RNA polymerase I
Cellular component (GO): t-UTP complex; 90S preribosome; small-subunit processome
Molecular function (GO): snoRNA binding
Source: RefSeq, a predicted model, not a curated record
AUGUCCAGCUUAGCUACCCAGCUGGCAAAAAAUGUCUCCCUCAACGCAUCUCUUCUCGUGGACCGAUCUCGUCGAAAGGCAUCCGCUUCCUAUCUCUUCACUGGGAAAGAUGCGGAUGAACACGACCUGGAAGCAAUUCACGCCCUGGCCGUUAAUGCAUUGAUACAGCUAUCAUCUAUCUGCCCCAGUUUAGGAAACUAUGAAGAUUCUCUUUUCUCUGAAAGGGCUAAAGAAACGGACAGAACAUUGUUAACAUUGGAGGCGAUUGAAGAAUUGGACAAAGCCAUCGAAGAUUUCCUAUGGCUGCUUAGUCCAUAUUUGAUGGAACCAUCCACUGGAAAGAUCAUAGAAUGGCUAGUGAGGAGGUUCCGGAUCAACGAAUUUAAUAUCGAAGCCACAUUGUCUCUCUUUCUCCCAUAUCAUGAAUCGCCGCACUUUGCUAAAAUGCUUACUAUCCUACAACUAAAACCCAACUCUACCUGGAGUUUUCUCAUUCCCUAUAAAUCCGCCGCUCAAAAUCUCCCUCGAGUAUCGUUGGUCACGGAAAUGCUUAAAAAUUCAGACCUCGCACGCUUCGUUGUGUCACUGCUUCCUGCAGCAGUCAAAAAAGGAUUGGGACAUCGUGUCCUCUACGCUUUCAAUGCCGCCACUCUACAUGAUUUCCUUAAACGAAGUAAAACAAUGAGUGAAGGGACAAUGGCAUAUCUUUUGCCGGCACUAAUCGAACCAUUGCAACAGAAGGGGAAGAAAUCAGUGAAAGAUGGGAUCCUUGGAAGUUACAUCCUUCUUGCUACCCUUUCCUCGAAAUGUGAACUUUCACCUACAGCUCUGAAGGCUAUUGCAGGGAUCAUGGCAUCUUGUGCUCAUGUAGUGCAAGCAGACCAGUUUCUUAGUUCCCUUGUAGCAGUUUGCGAGGGCCAACCUGAAUUGGACGAGUUCACUGAUGGGACGCUUAGUGCUAUGCUUCGCAUUUCCGGUUUCAAAGAAGCACUCGCUACAAGCUCAUCUUGGGUAGGCAGUGAGAAGGUUAUUCUUCCCUUAGUGAGAAUGCUCUGCAAAAAAUUGGAUGGUUCCAAUGUGUCAGACAUACUUGAAUCCGUUAUCUUGACAGAGAUGACUCCUUCGUCUAUACUCGAAACAUUGGCCUCUUCUCUUGUGGAAAUUGCCGCAAAAUCAGAAGGAGAAACCCAGAUAUCGCUGUGCUCGCGCCGGCUGCUUUCACUGAUCCAACAACGUCAUCCAGAUAUUCUUGGAAGCGCAGUGGACAAAUUUAGUGAAAACAACCCUUCUUUGGGAGAUACCAUUGAACAGUUGAUUAUUUCUCUAUCAACUAUUGGCCAACUUUCAAAUGCGACUUUACGUGAAGGCAAUGAUAUGCUUCUGGCGUCGGCAGAUUCUGAUGCCAAAGUGCGCAUCAUAGCUGUUAAAGAAUUGGUGAAAUCUAUUGAAGGGAAAGAAUUGUCAAGCAUCGAUAAUAUGGAAACUACUCGAGGUAUUAUGAUCGCUCGCCUACAAGAUUCCAAUGCCAGUGUUUUGGAAGCGUUAUACGCAAAUCCUUUGGCUGUAACCCCAAUUUUCGUAUCAGACUCAAAAGCGUUUUUGUCAUCGUUAUGCGUGGCCAUGGAUUCAGAUUCCAAACCAAAACGCAACCUUCUUCGCCUUCAUUUGACCUAUUUGGCGUCCUCUUUCUGGAAAGCAGUCGAUGCCUCAGUACAAACGGAUAUCUUCCAUCGCAUUUUCUUCCCAUUUUUGUUGUUUUCAAAGCCCAGACAGAAAACUGCGGAACUUGUGUGGGACAUCAUCCAGGAUCACCUUUCUGAAGACAAGGCCCUGGACUGGCUUACGGGCUGUGCCCAGGUAGUCAAAGCAGAGAGUAACACCGAAGGCGACGCCGUUGAACACAUGAACCUCAUUAACCUCAACGUCGCAGAGCGAAUGGCCGGCAAUAUUAUGAAAUCAGAUCGGUUUACUGACAACCUCUCAACACUCCUAAGCAAACUGAGAGAUCCACACCCUCAUACCAGAUUAAUGGGUUACCUUGUCGCCACGUCUCUCGUAAAGCAGCUAUCUGAAGAUCUGCAAGUUGAUGCUGCCCACCAGAUCUUGGCAACUAUGAACCUUGACGAGCUUUCAGGCAUUGAUGAUUCUUCACAAGAACAUCUGGCGCUUAUUUCAACGGAGGAUAAAUCUCUAGGAAAAUAUAUAAUCACCAAACCUAGCAGCAAAACCACACAGAAUUGGAUUCAAAUUUCACUUGUAGCUACCAUCGCUCGCAUUCCACGACCUGCGGAUAUUGUCCUCGACUGGGUUGCCGAGUUAUCUUCUGAGGAUACAGACCUGGGAAGUCGCUACGUCAGACUGAUUAGGUCUAUUUACCAACUCGCAAAUGCAUCAACUUCAAUUCCCGUACUUUCCAGCUCGCUGCUGCAAAUUUUAUUUUUAAAUAUCAAAGGAGAUGCUUUAGCAUUUUUGGCUGGCAUUUGGUCAUCGGGUCGUGUAGAUGAAUACAAGGAUUCAAAGGCCAUCUCUUUGUUACAUGCUGCAGCCUUUUUGGAGGCUCAUCUGCUCGAAGAUGAUGGCUUAGAUUUCCAGACCAUCAUCCCUUCGUUGUUGGUUAUAUUGCAAACAUCCGAUACCAACAUCUGUCAGGGUGCUUUGGAAUGUGUAUCUCGUAUCAGAAUUUUGGCUGAGCGCAAGCUAUCGUCUGUCUAUCUCUUUGAUGCUAUCUAUGGCCACAACGACAGAACUUUGCAAUAUCUCGACCAGGACGAUCUUAAGAAAUACCUAGCUGCUCUAGUUGAACAUCGCGAUCAUUUUGCCAACGAUUCUACUUAUCUUAAAACAUUCCAUGAUCAGCAUCUUGGACGUGUCAAAACUGACAAGAAACGCGACGCUGAUUAUAAGCACCGCAUCGUAUGUUACUUGCUCUCACAUAUCAACGCCCUCUCGUCAGAAUCUGUCCAAAAUGCCCUUUUAAAAUCCAUCGCGACGAUUACCAACAAAGCCAAGAUUGAAAUUCUUAUUCCUACUAUUCAAGCAGUCGUCGAUGACGUGUCCUCUGUGGAAGCGGCUGCCAUAUUCUCUAAACAUUCCGAAGAAUUUUUGACACGCCUCCUAUCUUGCUAUGAUUCUUCCGCGGCCACAUACCUCAACGACACGCCCUCUGCAUGGGCCAAUUUCUCGCAAGUCUUACAGACUUUCUUCCGUACAGGUACUCCAAUCCAGCCUCAGGAAGCCCUUGCGCAUGCCAUUGAAACCGGGUUGUUUGCUUCUCUCAAUCAGCAAAGAAAAUUCUCACUCUGCGAAACACUCCUUGAUGUCGGUUCGCAAGAUUCAUCAUCUCAAUCACUGUCUCGCCGCGUGUUAUCAACUGUUCUCGUUGAUGUACCCCUCAUUACUCACUUGCUUGGAUUGUACACCCCUGUUGGACCAACUUCAAGCCCCCGUGUCAAACGUGUUAAAACGAUGGAAACUCCUGAGGAUGUUCUUCCGCGACUCAGUCUUCUGGUUGAAAUUUUGGGCACCAAAUCUCUCCCUGGAUCGCUUGAUCUUAUCUCCCAUCUUCUUGAUACUUUGAGCAGGGUUGUACAAGUCUUGCCCCCAGCGCAGGCUGAUGUGAGUUAUAUUGAACAAUUGUUAAUGUCUGCCGUGGAAAGUGCUGCAUCUAAAAUCACUGAGGUGCCUAACUUGUCUCCCAGCGUGAUACGUUUGGAUAUUUUGGUCGAGGUUAUUCGAGUAUCUGGAAAUCCUCAAACAUUCCAUCAAGCGCUUCUUCUUAUCGCCAAUCUGGCCCGCCUUGCUCCAGAAUCUGUGCUUUACAAUGUUAUGCCAGUCUUCACGUUCAUGGGAUCAAAUGUCUUCCAUAGGGAUGAUAGCUACAGCUUCAAAGUUGUACAGCAGACCAUUGAUGGCAUUGUUCCUGUCAUGGUAUCAUCACUAAAGGAAGCUCAUACUCAGCCGCUUGAUCUAUAUCUUGCCUCUAAAGAGUUUCUUCGAGUCUUCUCGGAUGCUGCGAACCAUAUUCCCCGACACAGGCGUAACAAAUUCUUUUCUCAUCUUGUUGACGUUCUCGGUGCUCGCGAAUUUAUGGCACCAAUCUGCAUGCUUCUCCUCGAAAAAAUGGCAAAUAGAAUAAUUCGACAGCCUUCGGAGGAAGUCCAAAACUCGCUUUCAUUACCGAUAGCCGUAUUCCAACAUUGCGAUUAUGCUUUGCAACUUCAUACUGCAACUGAGAUCUUGCAGGAAAGCAGACGUAUUGUGGCGCAUAUAGCUGAUCCUCAAUCAAAGCAGCCUAUCUUCUUGGAAGGAGUAACUGAUGGAGACCAUUCAAUUUCGUCCUCGACAAUCUUGAGGAGACGUGCACAAGCAUUGAUUGUCUUCGUUGGUUAUGCCUUCAAGCCAAAACCCACCACUCCCGCUGCAACUGACAGCGGCGUUUCUAUCAGCUCUGUGAUAUCUCAGCUGAUCAUAUUAGCUGUCCUUCCGGAAGGUGUAUCAACUGAAACGAAGAUUGGGGAUGUUUCUGAGGCUGCUCGCGCAACUCUCGGCAGACUUCUUAGCGGGAUGUCUGUGGUCGAUUUCAGUGAAGCCGUGCAAUUGAUGCUUGACUCAGGAGACGUUAAGGUUCAAGCUGGAGCUCUGGAACUUCUUUCAAAGAGACUUCCCGAUGUAUCUGCCAAGAUGAGGCCUACACUCACAAGCUACAUUGUCAAAAUCUUGGGGUCCAUCAAGAGCUUGCUCACUAUUCACAAAGAAGGCCCUCUUGUGGCGCAUGCCUACGAAGCUAUCACUUCGAUCGCUUCUACGAUCUCAUCUGGAGAAGAAAGCCCACUGACGGACUUGCUUCCAUUCGCCAUCUCAGCUUCCAAAGAAAAGGCUCUCGCUCUCCCAGCAUUGGGUGCACUCGCUGCCAUGUCGGUCAAGCUUGGUCCUCGUAUCAUUCCCUUCUUCCGUUCGAUCAUCUCGCUCAGUAUUACAGUCCUUCGGGGAGACGACGGUGCACUUUUCCAAAAUUCCUUCCAAAUACUCAGUGGGUUGCUAUCGACCAUACCUACUUUCUGGGGAAGUGGCGAAGUCAACCAAGUGGUAUUCUUGUAUAUGGAUGAAGCUUCAUCAACUUCCAAAAUAUCACCUGCCGCAUUAUCCUCAUUGACCAAAUCUCUUGCGAAGCGCAUACCUGCUAAGGUACUCAUUCCAAGUUUGUUGGAUAUGUGGCAGUCUCUCCAGGUGUCUGGGAAAUUGGCCAGAAUCUCAGCCUAUUUCUACGUAUUUUCUCGAGCACUGCAACAUGCUGAUCGACCAAUCGUCUUGGAACAUCUUCGCGCUUCUUUCAAGUUGUUCCUUGAAGCCUUGGAUAUUGUCAAAGUUGACCCUGAGGUGGAAUCUCGCGUUAUUGCAGCGUUCAAAGAGCUCGUGGUCAAAUUGAAUGAAACUGCAUUCAAACCGCUGUUCCGUCGUCUGUUCGAUUGGGCUUUUGUCGAAAACACCAACGACGUUGCUCGCAAGGUUACAUUUGGUCAUCUUUACAUCAGCCUCCUUGAUUUCUUCAAGACGUUGAUGGUUCCAUAUAUGUCGUUCCUAUUGCAACCAUACUGCGACAUCUUGGCCUCUUUCACUGCGUCCACUUCCAGCGACUUUUCACUCUGGUCUUCCGUUCUCCAAACCCUCACCCGCGCACUGAACUUUGACGAUGGAGUAUUCUGGCGAGACGACAAGCUCCGGCAAAUCGCGACACCUUUGACCGGCCAAAUCGAAGUCUGCAUCCGGCUGGGCUUCGGCGCUGAAGACGGUAAGACGCAGCUGCAGGACUGCCUCGCUGCGCUCGUCGAAAACGCAACGGACGAUACAUUGCUCAAGACGAUCAAUCUUAAUAUUUUGAUGCAUACGCGGUCGGAGGACCAUCGCGUGCGGCUGUUCGCGCUCACGUGCGCCGAGGCGGUUUGGCGUGCGAAUGGCGGCAAGUUGCUUGGAUUUGUGGGCGAGACUGCGACGUUCAUUUCGGAGUGUGGAGAGGACGAGAACGAUGUGGUCGUCAAGGAGUGCAUAAAACUGAAAGAUGCUGUUGAGAGCGUGGCUGGUGCGAUUGAUGGGCUAUGA